GCCAAAUUAAUUUGUGCUAGUAAGUAUUGUUUGGAUAAGUUGACUUGGGGUGCAUGAUUGUUUUGGCAAGCUCGACGACUCAAUAAGCCUAAAGUCGUCUCUUCUUCCUCAGCCAAUUUUGCAUCAUCUUCUUCUAAUGCGUCCUUGUAACUUGAAUAUUUUACGGUGGAAACUAAUGUUGUUGCUGGUGGACUGCUCUAGCUGCCGUACGCCGCUUCACCUCCCUCCCGGAGCCACCAGGAUUCGCUGCUCUAUUUGCCACGCCUUCACUCUCGUCGCUCCUGAGCCCCACCACCAAUCUCACGCUCCGGCGAGCCCCCUUCCUUUCUCCAACUCAUUUACUUUUCCACCACCAUCUUCUUCCCUAUACCCACCGGUGCCGUCUCCGUCCGUCUACCCGCCGCCAACCUUAAGUCACUCAUUAUCGGCACCAUCUGCUUUUAGUCACGUGCCAUCGGCACCGUCUCCGUUUAGUCACGCACUACCAGCACCAUCUCCGUUCACUCAUUUGCCGCCAGCACAGUCUCAUUUCAGUCACGUGCCUUCGUCUUCUUUCAAUCACGCGCAUUUGGCACCGUCUCCGUUCAAUCACGCGCCGCCGGGUCCUCCACCGCCGGUACAUGGAGAGAAGCGAGCGGUGAUCGUCGGGGUGUCUUAUAAGGAUACAGAGAACGAGUUGAAAGGGUGCAUCAAUGACGCUAAAUGCAUGAAGUUCAUGUUGAUGAAGCGUUUCAAGUUCCCUGAGUCUUGCAUCCUUAUGCUCACCGAAGAAGAAGCGGAUCCAUUAAGAUGGCCAACGAGGAACAAUAUAACAAUGGCAAUGCAUUGGCUGGUUUUAAGCUGCAAACCAGGAGAUUCACUAGUCUUCCACUUCUCCGGUCAUGGAAACAACCAAACGGACCUCAACGGAGACGAGGUGGAUGGCUUCGAUGAGACCCUUCUUCCUGUUGACCACGCAACCUCAGGUGUCAUUGUAGACGACGAGAUCAAUGCUACAAUCGUACGUCCUCUCCCUUAUGGAGUCAAGCUUCAUGCCAUCAUUGACGCUUGUCAUAGUGGCACCGUCAUGGACUUGCCCUACCUUUGUAGAAUGGAGAGACCCGGAAAGUACGAGUGGGAAGACCAUCGGCCUCCAUCAGGGAUGUGGAAAGGUACGAGUGGCGGUGAAGUUUUCUCCUUCACUGGCUGCGACGAUGACCAGACCUCAGUUGACACUCCGCAAUUGUCAGGGAGUGCGUGGACGGGUGCAAUGACGUAUGCAUUCAUUCAAGCCAUAGAACGUGGACACGGAACUACUUAUGGGAGCUUACUGAGUGCGAUGCGAUCAACAGUUCAUGAGAUCUUCGACACAAACAAAGGUAGAGAGCUUGUUGAAGUGGACAGCGAUUUUCUCAAUACUCUUCUUGGUUUGCUCAUCUUAGGCGCUGCUCCAUCUGCGGGUGAGGAAGCAAACCAAGCCCCACAAAAGACUCAGGAACCACAACUGAGCGCUAACGAGGCAUUUGAUGUGUACGAGAAGCCCUUCUCUUUGUGAUAUCACCUCAAGGACAUACCCAAAACAAGAAGAGAGAAAGUAAUUUCAUUGAGCUUUGAGUGAGAGGAUAUGUUGCCCAGUGUCCAUAAUAAAUAUUUAUGUCAGCUUUUUCAUUUUUUUUAACGUAUGCUAUUACAUACCAUGAUAACAAUAACUUUUAUACUCCUUCCGUUUCGAUUUAAUUGUCGUUGUAAGAAAAAAAAUUCGUUUCAAAGUGUCGUUUUAAAGUUUCAAUGCAAAAUUUAUUAAUAA
Molecule: messenger RNA, 1786 nt
Organism: Brassica napus (rape)
Lineage: Eukaryota; Viridiplantae; Streptophyta; Magnoliopsida; Brassicales; Brassicaceae
Product: metacaspase-2-like
Exons: 6
Coding region: 137-1534 (465 amino acids)
Biological process (GO): proteolysis
Molecular function (GO): cysteine-type endopeptidase activity
Source: RefSeq, a predicted model, not a curated record